AUGUCGCAUUCUCCCAACUCGGACUAUGUCGCCCAUACGCCAGUGGCGGCCGCCAUACAAAGCGCAGAGCCUAUUCGCGCCUCCGAUCUCGAAUCGAAGUCUUCGAAGCUACAUAAAGAGAUGGAGGUCACCGAAAAGGACUCGGCCGGCGGCAGACGCGCCCCCUCCGUCGAUAGCGGGUCAAUGGAGUCUACGUAUGACCAUACUCACCGCAGGCUCAAGCCGCGCCAUAUACAAUUGAUCGGGAUUGGAGGGACAAUUGGCACGGCGCUGUAUGUUCAGAUCGGAAGUGGACUGCGCACCAGUGGUCCUGGCAGUUUGUUUAUUGGAUUCACUCUUUGCACUCUGUUAGCUCAAGGCGUAUUCGUGCCAUUGAAAUGGGUCAAUGUCGACCAAUCUGCCGUUAGCACCACCUCUGCCCAUGCAUCUACCAAAGCCAACCAGCCGGACACCCAAGAACGCAACCCAAGCCUCGAACCCCUUACCUGUUUGCUGCCCUUGGCGGAAAUGACCACCUACCUCCCUAUCUCCUCGCCAUUCAUUCGAUUCGCCGGCCGUUACGUCGAUGAAGCUCUAGGUGUCGCCGCCGGAUACAACUUCUUUGUCUUCGAAGCCGCGCUGGUACCUUUCGAAGUCGUUGCUGUCAGUCUGAUCAUCAGAUACUGGACUGAUAUCAUUCCAGUCGCAGCCAUGAACGUCAUUGUUCUCGUACUCUUUGCGGGACUCAAUUUGUUUGCUGUGAAAUGGUAUGGCGAAGCUGAAUUCUGGCUUUCAUUAGGCAAGGUCUUGCUCAGUAUAGGCCUGAUAUUUUACACCUUCAUCGUCAUGUUGGGCGGUAACCCGCUCGGCGAUAGAUUUGGCUUUCGGUACUGGAACGACCCAGGUGCAUUCAAUGAGUUCUACAAGACAGGUGACACGGGCAAGUUCCUUGGUGUUCUUGCAGCUGUCAUCACAGCCAGUUUCACCAUCGCCGGUCCGGACUAUGUCUCCAUGGCCGCUGGCGAGGCCAUGAACCCCCGCAAAGUGCUGCCAAGAGCGUUCAACGGCGUCUUCUACCGUCUUACCGCAUUCUUCGUCCUCGGAGUUCUCUGCGUCGGUAUCCUAGUUCCGUACAAUGACCAGACCAUGGCCGAUGCCUUCGACACUGGCAAGCCCGGCGCUGCUGCCUCGCCCUAUGUCAUCUCCAUGGAUCGCCUGAAGAUCCCCAUCUUGCCUGACAUCGUCAAUGCCGUCGUGCUCACUGCUGCUUUCAGCGCGGGAAACAGUUACGUGUACUGCGCCAGUCGCAGUUUGUAUGGUCUAGCCCUGGAAGGCAAAGCCCCGAAAUUCUUCACAAAGUGCACCAAGCGCGGUGUUCCCAUUUACUGCGUUGGGGUCGUGCUUCUCAUCGCCCUGCUCAGCUUCUUACAGGUAUCUAACAGCGCAGCAGUGGUGUUGAACUGGUUUGUCAAUCUGGUCACCGCUUCCCAGCUCAUCAACUUUUCCGUCAUCACUUUCACCUUCAUCCGCUUCAAGAAAGCAGUCGAAGCCCAAGGCAUCGAUAGAAGAACCCUGCCCUACCGCAGCUGGUUCCAGCCAUACAUCGCCUACAUCGCUUGCACCUGUACCACAGUCAUGGCUUUCGUCGGCGGCUACACCGUCUUCCUCCCUGGAAACUGGUCCGUCCCGACCUUCCUCUUUUCGUACACCAUGAUCUGCGUGUUCCCGUUGUUGUACUUUGGGUGGAAGAUCAUCCACAAGACCAAGUUCCUCAAGCCUGAGGAGGUUGACUUGGUUACUGGUGUCCCUGAGGUUGAGGAGUAUACUCGAGACUUCGUCACCACGCCACCAAAGAAUAUCUACCACAAGGUGUUCCGCAUCCUCUUCGACUGA
Messenger RNA from Penicillium bovifimosum, 1872 nucleotides. Its product is annotated as putative general amino acid permease (Agp2). Gene Ontology annotation, biological process: amino acid transmembrane transport. The record is from RefSeq and is a predicted model, not a curated record. The coding region runs from base 1 to 1872 and encodes 623 amino acids. Gene Ontology annotation, cellular component: membrane. NCBI's taxonomy places the organism in Eukaryota, Fungi, Ascomycota, Eurotiomycetes, Eurotiales, Aspergillaceae. Gene Ontology annotation, molecular function: amino acid transmembrane transporter activity. The transcript has 6 exons.